Molecule: messenger RNA, 2876 nt
Organism: Pristis pectinata (smalltooth sawfish)
Lineage: Eukaryota; Metazoa; Chordata; Chondrichthyes; Rhinopristiformes; Pristidae
Gene: anks3
Product: ankyrin repeat and sterile alpha motif domain containing 3
Exons: 17
Coding region: 76-2082 (668 amino acids)
Cellular component (GO): cilium
Molecular function (GO): protein binding
Source: RefSeq, a predicted model, not a curated record
CCGGCGCUGAGCGUCGCGGCGGCCAUUUGCUGACCCGCCGCAGUAUUUGUGUUUACAGAAGGAGGAGAGAGCAGCAUGUCUGAGCUGAGUGAUGAGGCGAGUGAGACAGAGCUUCUGAAUCGCAGCUUGUCGAUGUGGCACGGAUUUGAACAGCUUAUGGGCUGUGCCGACCUGGAUGUUCCACUGGACAUUCACACAGCAGCAUCGAUUGGGCAGUACGACGUAGUCAAAGAAUGGAUCCGUGGAGGAGAGGUGAACGCCAAUCAGAAGAACCAGGGUGGUUGGACUCCCCUGAUGUAUGCGUCGUACAUCGGCCACGAUACCAUCGUCCACCUCUUGCUGGAGGCAGGAGUGGAUGUCAACACGACGACAGAGAGAGGGCAGAGCGCCCUGAUGCUGGCAGCGAGCUGCGGCAAUGAGAGUAUCGCCUAUUUCCUGCUUCAGCAAGGAGCUGAGCUGGAGAUGAAGGAUGACAGGGGCUGGACUGCCCUGUUCCAUUGCACCAGCACUGGGCACCAACAGAUGGUCAAGUUCCUUCUGGACAAUGGGGCGGAUGCAAACUUAAAGGAGCCUACGUAUGGAUUCACACCUCUGAUGGAAGCUGCUGCCUCGGGCCACGAGAUCAUUGUCCAAUACCUCCUGAAUCAUGACGUUCAAGUUGAUGUGAAGGAUGACAAUGGAGAUACCGCCCGCUCCUUGGCUCUGAUGUAUGGAUAUAUGAAGAUAGCAAGUCUCAUUGACCUGCACACUGCCCCAGUGUCCAAGUCAGUCCGCAGGGACAUGGGAAUGGAUGAAGAUUUCAGUUCCUCAGAUGAGUUCUGCCCAUUCCAACUCCGUCAACCACAAGCUCGGCACCCGCAGUCUCGGAGAACCAAAGGUCCAAGCAUUCACGAUGGGCCGCAGGCAUUAGCCCACAUCACCCGCCUUGAAGCUGGCCGAUGGUCACGGCAGUAUGAGUCUCUGCCACCUCAAGGCUACGUCACAUUCGGAAACAACCAGGAUGAAGAUGGAGGGGAUAUCCGGAACCGUGAUGUCACCUCCCCAAUUAACGAGCACGAUGUUGAGAGCAACGGCAGCAGAGAGGAGAAUCCUUUCUGCACCACCGACACCGUGACCAUCCAUAGGAGCAGCGGCAGCAGCAGUGAUGGACUGGCGAGGGCUCAAGGCAUUAGCCGCGAGGGGUCCCUGGAGAGUAACGAGGAUUCCGACCAGCCCAGCAGAAGCUGCAACAGAAGGCAGCUGAGAAGUCGCAGAGGGCAAGCAAGAAGCAGUGAGAGCUCCCAGUCCAGGGAUAGCGAGACUCCCAUCACUCCCAAUCCACGGACACUGAUCCCGCAGGAGGACGGGGAGAAGUACCAAGGACCUAAGGAUUUGCCGGAGUUUCUGGAGCAGAUCGGUUGUCUGAAGUAUCUUCACAUCCUUGAGGAGCAGGACGUGGAUCUGCGAAUAUUCCUCACGCUGACCGAGAGUGACCUGAAGGAAGUGGGCAUCACGUUAUUUGGACCCAAAAGGAAGAUGACGGCAGCAAUCGCCCGCUGGCACAGUAAUGCUCUCCCCCUCAGCAACAGCCUGGAGCAGGUCUACGCAGACCGGCUGGAAACGGAGAUGCAGGAAAUGGCCAUUCAGCUUCAUAAGAAAUGUGAGGAAGUGGAAAUGCUAACGGGACGCGUGUCACAGGAGCAGGAGCUGCGGGCUGUGGUUGAAGGGUUCUUAAUGGAAGAUAAAAUGGCCUGGAAGCAGCAACAGAAGCAGAUCGAGGCGGCACAAGGGGUCUGUCGUGAGACAACCAUCAUCCUUGAGCAAAUCAGAGCCUGCCAGUCUGAGCUACUGAACCGAUUCACGGAUAGGAGUGGACAGCAGAGGAAAGCAGAGGUUCUGCAGGUGCCACGAAGCACAGAAGAAGAAGGCCUGGCUGAUUGGAAAUCUGUUCUGGGAUCCCUGAGCAUACUGGAGCUCAGCACAACGCUGAAAGAAUGCACACUAGAAAUGGGUAAAGCUGUACAAAGAAUUGAAAAGAAUCUGGAGACCCUGCUGAAUGCAGACAAGAAAAGGACAGAGUGGGCACAGAAUGCCGAUAUCUGACAGAUCCUUCGCUGUUGGAUUGCCGAGGGAUUCGUCGAAUCCAGUAUUCGCUGACGACGGAGGGUGAAGUGCCACCCUGGAGAAAAGCAGCUUUUCUGUGCUGGCUCCUGACUGAGGGACAGACGGGAGAGUGAAACUGCUGGGCUCUGGCCCAGGCAGUGACGUACAGGACCGGGAGCAGCUCCUGUGAUGCAGCAUAGCGAUGGGGAGAUGACUGUUCUCAGCACAGGCAGGCACCCUGUCACCUGGCUCUCUCCAUGACAGGCCCUGGAGAUGGUGGUGGUUCAGCCAGUCCUCAGCAGGAGGUUCCGGUACGGUGCAGACUGAGGGAACAGGUUCCUGAUCCCACACUCCCACCAACGUGUUACAUGCACUGAGGAAUGUCUUUGCUGAAAUCUGGAAGCUUCAGCCCUCAGGGCAGCCGCGAAACCAUCAGCCAGCGGUAUGUGGGGUAACUGGAGACCUGUUGUUUAACACUACACACGGACUGAUGCCUGCGCUGUCACCUUGCAGAAAGUGGGACCUAGACCAGUCAACCACCUCAACCAAUGAACUGUGACAUUCCAGGGAACACGGCCUGGACCAAUGAGCUGUGACUUUACAUAACAGGCCGCAACUUAUGAAGAAACCAUUUGAUUACUGAAUAAACAAGUUCCAUGUGACUGAGGCAGGAUAUGAUGCUGCCAAUGUGCUGUGUGUGGGUCUGUACCAGCAAUGUUAACCACAGGCACCCACAGCUCACGUCAACGUUAACCACGGGCACCCACAACUCACGUUUCCUUGGUUUCAUUGGA